Erythranthe guttata (spotted monkey flower) is the source of this 761-nucleotide messenger RNA. Its product is annotated as thiamine-phosphate synthase. NCBI's taxonomy places the organism in Eukaryota, Viridiplantae, Streptophyta, Magnoliopsida, Lamiales, Phrymaceae. The record is from RefSeq and is a predicted model, not a curated record.
CAAUUAAUUCAUUAUUUAAUUUGGACCCAUCUUCCAUCAAUUCUUUAGUUAGCUCCAUCUUCGGCUCCAGCUCCAUUUGUACCCAAUUUCCUCAAAACGUCGUCGUUUCCUGCCAAAUCAAUUGUCCUGCUCAAAUUCAAAGAUCAAAUUUUGUUAAGCCCUAGCCCCUCUUCGAUUUGCUCGGAAGAGUUUUUAAGCUGAAAAAGAUCGAAAAGAUUCAUCAUGUUUGCAACUGCAAUAAGGUAUAUAGGGAAGAAACCAAAACCGAAGAUGAAACCGAUAGAACUCAAAACUCCACCGGAGCAGACGCAGACAAUAACGAGGGUUAUUUUCGACAUUUUGAAGGAACACGGUCCUCUAACCAUUUCCGAUACCUGGGAACAUGUUAAGGAAGUUGGUUUGAAAGGUCUGAAUAGCAAAAGGCACAUGAAAAUAGUAAUGAGAUGGAUGAGGGAGAGGCAGAAGCUAAGGCAAAUAUGCAACCAUGUUGGCCCUACCAAGCAAUUCCUAUACACCACGUGGUUCACGAAACCCGAUGUCGUAAAACAGGCUAGGCCCGUAAGCGAUCCUUCGAGACCAAAACCGUGAGCAUUUUACGCUUAAGUGGCUUCUUCAUUUUCUUAAUCUCGACUAUUACAAAGAAACCGUGUUUUUUUUUUAUUAUUAUGACAGAAGCAUGUAUCUAUAAUCAUGCUUUGUAAAUAUUAUUAACUUUACGAGAUUUUACAAAUAAUUAGUACGCGUUCGCUCAUUGGAACUUG